AUGAAGGCUCUGCUCUGUCGACUGCGCUGUGACAACGAGGUGGUGGCUAUGGAGCGCAAGCGUGGCUGGGACACGCUGCUGUGUGCUGACACCCAGCACUAUGCAGUGGGUCUGCUGGCCAGAGAGAUGCGCCAGGUCUUGAUCCCCUUCUGCUCCCGCAUUGCAUUCCACCUGCUCAAACCACUCAGCAGGGAGGAGCCAUGCUGGGAUCUGCCCUUCCUGGCUUUCCUUGUGGAGCUCCUCGAGUGCCUGGACUUAAGUAAAUAUGGUGACAGCAUCCUGGAGAUCAUGUCCAGGUACCUGCUGAGCGAGUGCAGGCAGAGAUGUCGCCUGGCACUCAGAGGCCUCGUGGUGCUCAGCAAGGAUCCCGCCAUGGCCAGAAGAAUGGGCAGCCUGUCUCAACGGCUUGUGGAGCUGCUGGGUGAUGCAGAUGGAGAGGUGGUCAGGAUGUCCCUCUCUGUGUUCAUGAAUGUGCUGGAGAACAAAGACAUCCUGGUAUCCAGCACCACUGCCCCGAAACUGGCUGAGGCGCUCUUGCCACUCUUUGAAAAUGACAACAGCAAUGUGCAGAUGCUCUCCAUUCACCUCUUCUGCAAGGUGAUGGAGUUGGUAGUGGACGAGGGAAAAAAGCCCCUUAAGACAAUUGUGUGCCAGAGCCUACUCCCACUUUUAUUCCACUGCCAUGAUGAGAACCGGAACGUGGCAGAGGCUUCUCGGGAAACGCUGAUUUGUGCGGCCAAGUUCCUGAAGAGGAGAAAUCUUGGGCAGCUGGUGAAGAAGGAGCAGCUGUCGAAGUUUGCCGAGUGCCUGCUGGCAGAGGACAGGAGCCGAGCGGCCGAGCGCCUGCACCAGGCGCUGCCGUUCGCGGAGAGCCCGCAGGAGUCCCUGCGAGAGGCGGCCGUCAGGUUCAUCGGGACUGCCAGGGUGUUCUUGAGGGGGCACAAGGAAGAGCUCCAGCUCCUCGGUGAGGCCCUUCAAGCCCUGAGGAGAGACGACAGCCCUUCCCAGACAAACAUCAUAGUUCAGGAAAUACUCAACGAAAGAGCUGCAGAACUACGUUCAUCUGCUGGCCCAGAACCAGUGUCCCUUUAA
Molecule: messenger RNA, 1092 nt
Organism: Corvus hawaiiensis (hawaiian crow)
Lineage: Eukaryota; Metazoa; Chordata; Aves; Passeriformes; Corvidae
Exons: 9
Coding region: 1-1092 (363 amino acids)
Cellular component (GO): cytoplasm
Source: RefSeq, a predicted model, not a curated record